Messenger RNA from Tachysurus fulvidraco (yellow catfish), 2048 nucleotides. It is a transcript of the gene tfb2m, whose product is annotated as transcription factor B2, mitochondrial. Gene Ontology annotation, biological process: rRNA methylation; transcription initiation at mitochondrial promoter. Gene Ontology annotation, molecular function: mitochondrial transcription factor activity; rRNA (adenine-N6,N6-)-dimethyltransferase activity. The transcript is spliced from 9 exons. Bases 169 to 1461 code for a protein of 430 amino acids. NCBI's taxonomy places the organism in Eukaryota, Metazoa, Chordata, Actinopteri, Siluriformes, Bagridae. Gene Ontology annotation, cellular component: mitochondrial matrix. The record is from RefSeq and is a predicted model, not a curated record.
GCCUGUCAGAAUACGGGUGGGAAAACGUCUUCCUCCACGCGCGUGUUCAAUGUCACAUUACAGUGUUUGUGGAGGUAAAGAAAUGAAGUGACUUUGUGAUCUUCACACCGCUGUGUUCACCAUCAGGGUUCACCAUCAGGGUUCACCAUCAGCAGGUAGUGGUCCAUCAUGUCCCUGUGUGGAAACAGCAGGGUUCUCGUGCGGUCUGUGUGGGUUCUGUUAGCCCCGCCCACAGUGUGGCGCUCUCUCUCCACGUCAGCGUGUGUGUUCUCAGCGGGUGAGUGGAGGAGAACUUUGGUGGGUGGAUGCAGGGUGGAGCCGGUGUCUCGCUCCUCAGGGAGAACGUGCAGGAAUCUCUCGGCUGCCGCUGCCAACUUCCUUAAUCAGCUCCGCCCCCUGAGUCGCUACGACCCUCUGGAUCUGGGUGAGGUGGAGGAGAACACACGGAAGGCCCUCACCUGCAAACACCUACGGCGCUUCAUCAUCGACCCCGAGCUGGCACGCGUGGUCACGGAGCACCUCACACCUGACAUAGACGAGGGCAAGGCUGUCAUAUUCGAGUGCAACCCAGGACCGGGUGUGUUAACCCGCACACUGCUGAACUGUGGAGCUCACAGAGUGGUGGCGCUGGAGAGUGAUAAAUCCUUCCUCCCUGAGCUGCAGGAGUUGGAGUCUAAGUUGGAUGGACAGUUGCAGGUUGUUCACUGUGAUUUCUUUAAGCUGGAUCCCAUAGGUCAGGGCAGCAUGAAGCCUCCAGCCAUGUUCUCAGAGAAACUCUUCACCCAUCUUGGGAUCUCUGAGGUGCCAUGGACAGCAGACGUGCUGGUGAAGGUGGUGGGGAUUUUCUCUCAGAGGAACGAGAGGAACAUGUUAUGGAAACUUGUCUACGCUCUGUACGAACGCCUGUCUGUGUUCCGCUACGGGCGAGUGGAGCUCAUCAUGUUCAUCAGUGAGAGAGAGUACACUAAGCUGGCAGCGAGACCUGGAGAUUACAGGAACUAUCAGGCCCUGAGUGCUCUGUGGCAGAUGGCGUGUGAUAUUGAGCUGCUGCACCAGGAACCUUGGUCUUCUUUUGUUACAGCAUCAAAGCACGGAGGACCAGCAAUCCCCAAGAGCACUCAUGUUCCUAAUGAUCACCUGUGCUUGGUGAGGAUCACUCCUCGUGAAGAUUUCUUUUCCUCCUCCGUCACGCCCUUUAACAGCAGCACAUUGGUGAUGAUGGUCAAACAGUGUCUCAUUAAACGCCGCUGCAGACUCAUCGACAAGCUCAAUUCUUGGAGUUCAGGCAGCGGCACAAACGUCCUGCUACAGAUGGGUCUGUUUGAGGACGUGAUGACGGGACAGAUUUCACCGAGUGACUACAAACGUAUGUUCGAGCUGAUGGAGAAAUCAGAGGAGUUCAGGCAGAGCUGGCUUUAUGAUGAGAUCCUGGAGAACACCAAAAAUACAGGCUGUGGAUAAAACUGAUAAAACACACUCACACACACACACACUCUCUCACACACACUCUCUCUCACACACACACACACACACACACACACUCUCUCACACACAUACACUCACACAUACACACACACUCUCUCUCACACACACACACUCUCUCACACACAUACAUUCACACAUACAUACACACACACACACUCACUCUCACACACACACACACACACUGUUGAUUUAUUAUAACUUACAGUAUAAUUAUAAGGUAAAUAUAUGAAUUAAAUUGAAGGUUAUUAUUCAGUUUCAUCUCAUUUAUAUGAAACGGCACUGAACGUUUUACUGAAGUGUAAAAUAAUGUUAAUGUGAAAACCUUCAGUAAUGAAAUUUAAAAACUUUUAAAACCAGCAUCAGCAGCACUGUAGUAUACUUUAUAACUAAUCCAUCAGAUUAGCAUGAUGUUAAUCUGCAUGUCUGAACUGAGUGAUUUAAUCUGUAAUAAUGAUGUUUUCUGGAUUUGUCUUUAUUUAUUUAUAUAUUUUUUGAAUGUCAGCCUUUUUUUGUGCCCGAACUCAUAUAAAAUUUAUAUAAAAUAAAUAUAAUAAUGCAGAGAU